ACAGGACAAUGUAGUCCGUGUUAGCCUUAGUCAGUCUUCUCAUUACUUAAUUAUCUGUUACUUCUUAAGUGAAAUCAUUAUAAUUCAGCAACGAAUAGGAAGUAUACUAUGUGCUUCGCAUCUUUAAUUCAUUUCCAAGAAGAUUCAUUGCGUUGUUUUAAGGCUGCGUAGGCACGCAAAAGCUUUAUUCCUUAUUCGGUAACAUUAUUUAUAAUCCGGUGCACGCAUAAUUGAAAACAAAACAUCAUCAAAGUGUUAGAGGCCCGGAAUGGACAAAGAUCACAGAACGCAUGGAUCAAAUGCGGGGCGCCCUUGUCGCGGGAAUCGAUCGUCUGCCGACCAGUGCCCUUAUGGGAACUCAAAUGACUUAAAUGAAUAUGACCUUGAAUUGAGAAGAGCUUCAGAAACAACCAGAUGUUCCUGCAACUGCUUGCAGUUUGUUUCUCUGAAACAGCGUCGAAGAACUCGUGGCUUGACAAGUCGUCGGAACGUUAUGUCGCUUAUAGUAAUUCGAUGGAUUGUCGUAACUGCUUUUAUCGCAUCUGUCGUCCUCUUAACAGCUCUUCUGUACAAACAAAAGAAUGGCUUGCAAAAUUUCGAUACUCGUGCUGUAGGGAUGGGAACGCAUAGUCGUAAACCUACAUUCGAUAAUGUUACGAUAGCCGCAAGUGACGUAUCAUCGGAUAAGAUACUUGCUACAGCAGCAACAACAACAUCAAGAAAAAAAACUGUUAGAAUUUCGCCCAAACGAAAGAAAAAAUCAAGCCUUGGUUUUCCUUUCAAUCCAGAAACGUUUGACAAUUCUACUGUUGGAAAGAAGAAGUACGUUAUUAUUUACUGGUCAAAAAUACGAGGAUUUAGGCCUCGGAUACAAACCAAGAAAGAAUACGAGCAUGACCCUCAUGUCUGGCCUUACACCUAUGCAGGAGAUAAUUGCCCUGUGAAUUGUGAACUUACGAAUGAUCGCUCGAGGGCAGCCGAAGCAAGUGCAUUUGUCGUGCAUUCGCGCUUAACUGAUGUAUGGGACUUGCCCCCCUACAAGUACCUGGCUCCUUGGAUUCUCCAGAAUAACGAAAACCCUGUUUAUACACCGGCAUUAUCAAAUCGACGACUUAUGAGCAAAUUUAAUCUGUUGAUAAGCUACAGGCUGGACUCGGAUUUUCCAAGUCCUAUUUAUCCAAAACCAAGUUUAGACCCACCAAUACCAUUUAACAAGCGACUGGGUAACGUGUUGGCUGUGUUUUCCAAAUGUGAGCCAGUUCGAACGGAGUACAUGCGACAGUUGAUGAAAUACAUCGACGUUCAUUCGUAUGGUGCAUGUUUGAAAAAUAAAAAAGGAUUGAUCGGGCUCUAUAGUCAAAUAAACGGUAAAUAUGUCUUUAAAGACUACAAGUUCGUGAUGUCGAGAUACUACAAAUUCUCACUUGUUUUCAUGAACCAAGACUGUGACCACUUCGUAGACGAUCGUUUGUACCAUGCCUUAGAGACAGGUUCAGUUCCUAUUUAUAUGGGAACAGAUCUGAUUGACCAGUUUUUGCCCGGAAAUCUACGGAAUUCAAUCAUCAGAGCAAGUGACUUCUCAGGCCCUAAGGAGCUUGCGAGCUAUUUACAAUAUUUAAGCAAUAAUGAAACAGCAUUUAAUAGAUAUCUUGAAUGGAAAUGGCAAGGAUUGGGUGACUACAAGAACACAACGAUUGGAAGAUGGUGGGAUAUAAAAUACCCACUUUUCUGCCAGGUUUGCAUGAGGUUGUCUCAAGGAAACCUUCAUUCUGGACUUGAUGUUGACAGGUGCGAGCCAAGGAGGUAUCAACACUGGGGGCUAGAGCCUCCUUACCCAAAAACGUACCCCCGGAAGAAGAUAGAGCCAGAAAUAAGCGAACAGUUCUUCAUGUACUGGAAACCGCUCUUAGUGACUGGUAUUGUGUUUGCAUCGAUCGUCCUUAUUAUGAACUGCUGUGUUCAGUGCAUGAUCCAUGGUGGAUAUGAGGAAAAAGUACCACUAUAGUACGACUUACAUAUGCGUAUCCACUAUAAAAGUCAUGCUUUAGAAGGAUGAAUUCACUAUCGGUGAAAGAUAUUUUAAUCAUCAACGCCUUCUGAUCAAGGAUGACUUUUAGGAUUGAGAGAAGAAGGUACUCAUUUGCAUCCACUAGGCAUGGCUUUUUCACUUUCAAAAUAUAAAAUCUCAAGAACGCAACGUGUACGCCAUGCAUGAUAACUCGAUGAAUACAUACCGAGAAACUGAACUUAUCAAUAUUUACUUAUGGAUGAUAGCACUUUUAGAAGGGUGUAGUACUGGAAGUAUGCAAAUAUUGGGAAUUUCUGCAAUGCUGCAAUAGCCAAGGUCUUAACAAUUUUCUGCAGGCAACGUCCAUUACACCUCCAAUCAGCUGCGUCACAGCUGAUGGCAAUCUAAGCAAAAACAGAAACAUUAUACAUAAAAUCAAACAACUGGAGCUCUGUGUAAAUAUUCUGAAAAACCAUAAACGGUUCCCACGUUUCUAUUCUUUAGCAAUCUUUCAAUGUAUCGUCUCCUAGAAACCUUGACUGUUAAGUUUCUUCUUUCUGCGUCACAGUUAGGGGCAUUGAAUUCUAAACAAUUGUUCGCCUGGAUCUUUCUUUUUAUAAUUACCGACCUAUAAAAUCUCACAA
This is a messenger RNA of Rhopilema esculentum, 2652 nucleotides long. RefSeq lists its product as uncharacterized. Gene Ontology annotation, cellular component: membrane. The record is from RefSeq and is a predicted model, not a curated record. Lineage: Eukaryota; Metazoa; Cnidaria; Scyphozoa; Rhizostomeae; Rhizostomatidae. Gene Ontology annotation, molecular function: alpha-(1->3)-fucosyltransferase activity.